Messenger RNA from Labrus bergylta (ballan wrasse), 1387 nucleotides. It is a transcript of the gene tmem220, whose product is annotated as transmembrane protein 220. The record is from RefSeq and is a predicted model, not a curated record. Lineage: Eukaryota; Metazoa; Chordata; Actinopteri; Labriformes; Labridae.
AGAACAAUGUGUUCAUCAUGUAAACUGUAAUCCUGGAUGUUGUUGUGACAUUAUGCAACACACAAUUACAACAACAAAAAACGACUAUUACGUCUAUUAACUCGACCACCGCGAAAAUUAUUCCAAUUAUUAUUAUUUUUUUUUUACAAACAAGGCGAUGUAAUACGACGUACAAGCAUUUCAAACCCAAUACAAAUGUUUAAUACAAGGACCGGCUUGUGCGCCUGUUUUCGUUUAUCUGUACGUCCCGCAGGCCCGGGCGGGUAAGUGGUGAAAGGUUAGGAAACAGCAAUGGGUGAAGUAGUUUGUGAGAAGAAGUCAUGGCUUUCUGUGAUUUGGCAAGUUUGCAACGCUUUCAUGUCUUUAUUCUUCGCUCUUGCAACAUACGUGCAGAUCAAUGAUCCAGACGCAGGGUUAUGGAUGGUCGGUUAUGGUGUUCCUGCAGUCCUGUGUGCAUUUCUAAGCUUGAAACCACACGUGACAGAGACUUUGGCGUGGAGGCGUGUUGCUGAUCUCCAUGUGAUGAUCUCCAGCGCUGUGGUCGCCAUGUUGGGGUGGAGGGUUCACAAAGAGAGAAUGACAGAGAUCUUCCAACAGGAGGAGGGCAGAGAAUUCUCUGGUCUCAUGUUGACUCUUGUUUGGCUUCUCCUGUGUCGUCACUCUGGAAGGUCUCCAGUCGGGAUGCUCAGAGUCUCAACAGCUGCUGCCAUCACGGUCUUUCCCUUUGUGGCCUGGCUUUACUACUACAUCAACAAAGAACUCAGACUGAACUGGCCUUCACAUUGCACAACUGCCUUAUAAACUUCAACAUCUUACCUUUUUUUUUUCCUGAAAAUAUUCCUCUUGUUUGAUUUUUUUUGACUGAAUAUCUUGGACCAAGGAUGCUGCUUUAAUAAUUGUUUGAAGGAUGAUUAAAUGCAAAAAUAUGACAUCCAUGGGUGUACUGAAAGUGUCGUUUGAUGUGUGAUUUGAGAGUUACAACAUAUUGGAGUCUGUUGAGAGGUUUAGUGGUGCCUAAAGAAAUAGGUAUCGUCUUAAUUUUUCCCCAAUAAGUUUUUGAAUUGGCCCAUUCAGCAGAGGAUAAACGGCCUCAGUUAUAAGCAGUGACAUGUAUGACUCUUACUGCAUAUUUAGUAGGUGCAUACUGACCAUGUAUAGACAGAGUAGGGAGGGUCAUCUCUUCACCAUCCUAGAAAAACUGCAGCAUAAUGCUGAAUAUUGUCAAUCAAUCAAUGGUGUGAUUCAGAGGAGAUUUAGAAGUGGGUACACACUAUGGAGACUGAAAGAAAAGUAUGUAUAUCCGCGUAUACCCUGGGCCUGCACUACACCACUGAGUCUUCUAUAAUUAUUAUUUCAUCAACAAAAUAAAGUAAAUAUCUUAAACUUC